Molecule: messenger RNA, 3108 nt
Organism: Malaya genurostris
Lineage: Eukaryota; Metazoa; Arthropoda; Insecta; Diptera; Culicidae
Exons: 4
Coding region: 1008-2468 (486 amino acids)
Molecular function (GO): protein binding
Source: RefSeq, a predicted model, not a curated record
UGACGUGUUGGUCUUCUCGCGUCGGCUUCAUGAAUUUUCAUUCGCAUCCAGAUUUGUGGCUCUUCACUCUCUCUCACUCAGGAUGUCAGAUGCAGACAGAAGAGUGCGGUUGAGCGGAGCGCACGAUGCAGUGAAUUGAGCGUGCGGUUCUCGAAGGCACCCAACCUGAGCGGGAUGGAAGCGAGCCUCCAUCCAGUCAGUUUCAGUAUCGCUGCCGAUUGGUGCAGACGCGUUCCGUGAAAAGUGAAGCAAAGGAGGAUCGUCGAUUGUAGAGGAACACUGCGUGAAGUCGAUCAGUGGCUGUUGUUGUGCUUUAUUUGGUUUAUGUUUUGUUGUCGAUCUCCCAGCAUCAUCAGACCGGAUUCGGAUCGUUCGGUAGAACGAGUAGAACGCCGCUGCAAUCUUGAUGCAGUAAGAGUGAAUUCACCGCAAUAGCGGUACCGAAAAAAGAAACGGCGGAGUGUGUUGCAGCUGCUGCUGUGAAUACGGAGACAAAUUAAGGAACUUUGUCAUUAUGUCGACGAAGGAUUAAUUGCAAAGGGUUCGUCGUCUGGUCCAGUGCGGCUGUCGUUGAAAUCUCCCACUAGUGCGGUAAAGCGAAUCAGCGAGUGGAAUCGGGGUUUCGUAUGGAUUGAUAGCCGAUUUUUUUUCUUCGAAGAGGGCGCGUGAGUGUAGAUGCGGUUUUGCUGGUGCCGUUGCUGUGAAUUAUGGGCUUUCCCAAUUCUGGAUCAAAACCCACAUCGCACGGGCGCGUAGAAUUACGAUAAUGACGGUGCGGAAAUUAUUGUGCUGAACUAGUUCGAAAUUGCGCUUCCAAUUGAAUUAAUUCUCUUUUCUCAAGUUCGAAAAUUGCGUUCCAGGACUUGCGCUCGGGGUUUUCAGUACCUUUGGAUUAGUCAAGUAGAAAACAAAAACGAAAAUCACGGACGCGGACGCAGGCAGAUUGUUGAGUGAAACGUGUAAAGAGAGUAGUACUUUUUUUUUCGAAAGGCAUCAGCAGCAGCAGCAUGUUCUUGAGCAACCGGGGCUUCAACCGGUGGCCUUCAAUGAGAAUGCACCUUCUGACGGUAAUUGCCCUACCACUUUUGGCGCUGUCGAUGAGUGAAGCGGAUCUUUCAGGUCAUGAGUCUCCGGCGCAAGGUGAUUUUGAAGUUCGAUCGCUUUCUGGCGAACCAGACUACAAAUCGGUGAACUUAACCUGGGAGGUGGAAGCGGUAGAUAGUAGCGAGAAGGACUACGAUGAAGAUCUGCCACAUCCCAGACGACGGGGCCGAUCAUUCAAUGUGUACUACUGUGAACUUCAGAACUGGGGUCCCCAUCGGUGUCGCUCUAAAAUACUGACCGAUAACUCGGAUGAUAGUGGGAAUAGUAAACAGUACACGAUGACGGUCAAAAAUCUCCGAAUGGCAACCAAAUACUCUUUCCAUGUUAAACCACAGGCAAAGCGUGGCGAUCAACGGGCCACGGGACGAUCGGGACACAGUGACGAUGAGCUGGACGAAAAUACGAUCAACCAAGGACAAACGGUCAUCAUUCCGACCAAAGGAUUUUCGGCCCACGCAACGCAGUGCCUGCCGCAUGCAUCGGAAAUCGAGGUGGAAACCGGACCGCACUUCGGUGGCCGCAUUGGAUCCGAGAAUGGACAGUGUAGCCUUCAGGGAGAUGCAAGCAGUCCUCAGGAGAGCUACGUGCUACGAAUCGAUCACGAAAAGUGCGGUAGCCGAGUCAGCCCGUCGGAUCUGACCGUUGAGACGUACAUCACGGUGCAGGAAAAUCUGGGAAUCCUGACGCAUAGCACGCGCCGAUUUGUGGUGGUCUGUACCUUCCAACCAGACACUCUGACGGUUCGGGCCAGACUGGCGCUACCCGGGAAGGGAAAAGGCGGUGCAUCACCGGUGGCUAUGAGCGAAUGGUGGCCGACCAACAGCGGCCGGAAUGGUCGUGUAAGGCAGUUCAACAUGGUAGACAAGAGUGGAUUGGUGCUGAAGACGUCCGACGAGGAGGAAGUGGAAGAUGUUUUACCCGCUCGGGUAGAGGAGAUUCCGGAAGAUAAUGCUAUCGAUCCGGGCAGAAAGAGUUUAAACUCAACAAAAUCGUCUUCCAAACAGGAUUCAUCAAGCUCAAAGGAAAAUGAGAUUCUGCAGAAGAAAUCGAACCGACGUCGUUCGGAGAAGACGGAAGGUUUCCGAGAUGUCAAGUAUGCCAGAUUACUCGAUUCCAAGGUUACCACGGGACUGAACGAUGUGACGGCCAGCGAGUUGACUACCGUUGAUGAGCUCGUCCACGCCGCGGGCAGCAGCCGAUCCCUGGACAUGACUGGUCUACUGAUAUCGGCUUGUCUGGCUGUGAUAAUGAUCGGUGCGUUUGUGUACGUGCUACAGAAGGAGUUCAAGAAGCAACGGAUAAUCCAACAGCACCAUCACCACCAGCAAACACAACGGCCCCCGAACCGGAUGGCAACAUUUUGAAAGGGAGGGGUUGUAUGGCCGGAUAUUUAGCAGCGGAUAAGUGAGAUAGUGAUAGUUUCUACUGGUAAGAUUAAUUUUAUCUAGCGAUAAUCAUAUGACUGGAUUAGUUAAGAGCCGAGUUUUAGCCGAGAUUUACUCAACCGAGCGAGCAAUGCCACCUACCCGUGCGACAAAUAUGCUUUUUUGUUUUAUUGAAAUGCUUGCUUCCUGUAAUUUUCUGUGUGCUAAUACAAACAUCGGGUCAAUUUCAAUUUCUCAAAAACGACUGAGCAUAUGCAACCGCACGAGCCCCCUUCCCCUUGUGACAGAAGCUCACCGAAAUCACUUUCCAUUUAUUUAUAAAUUGUGCGGCCUUUUGCUUUGAGAGCCGGAAAGCAAACGAUUAUAUUUUAGAUCAAAAGUGUACAAAAACAGAAAAUUUCUGUUAGUGAAUCGAGCAUUGCAAGAGUUAAUCUUUUGGAGAAAAGAAAAAUUUGUUUAAGCAAAAUGGUGACUGAUGGCCCUCCACUUGCCGGAUAGUUUAGUUACUCAAUGAUAUACACUAAAUACAAGCUUUGGAAAGGGAUAAUUUUCGGAAGUUCCAAAUCGUACACAAGACAAGGCAUUCAGUGACUGUAAUAAAACCAUUUUAAUCUAACAA